This is a messenger RNA of Megalobrama amblycephala (Wuchang bream), 3732 nucleotides long. RefSeq names its product NACHT, LRR and PYD domains-containing protein 3-like. Gene Ontology annotation, molecular function: protein binding. The transcript is spliced from 12 exons. The record is from RefSeq and is a predicted model, not a curated record. NCBI's taxonomy places the organism in Eukaryota, Metazoa, Chordata, Actinopteri, Cypriniformes, Xenocyprididae. The coding region runs from base 187 to 3288 and encodes 1033 amino acids.
GGAAGAGCAGGUUUAUCAUGACACAACAAAAACAUCAUUCAGUUCGACGAAUUCACGAGGACCGUCAGGUUGUAUUCAGAAGAUACUCUACUUGCAUUCUAUGUUGCAAAAAUGUUAAGCAUAAAAAGCCUUCUUUUCUCUUGAUUAUGCUAUAAAAAACAAACGUGAGACAUACGGACAAACAACAUGUCUGAUUCCUACACAUCUUUCAGUGGAUUGAAUGGUUUGAUGGAGAGAUCAGACUCUUCUGGCCCUAGUGUUUUGUCCAUGAAGAGUGACCGAUCCAUGAAAAUACCAAUUCAACUGAAAAAUGGAUCAGCUCCAAUGGAAAAAAGUUUGAUGGAGAGAUCAGACUCUUCUGGCCCUAGUGUUUUGUCCAUGAAGAGUGACCGAUCAAUGAAAAUACCAAUUCAACUGAAAAAUGGAUCAGCUCCAAUAGAAACAAGGGACUUACACAGAAAAUCAAGUCAAGACGCUAAGAAGAAUGACAGCCUUCCUGGAGGAUGCAUGGGAUAUCAACAUGAUUCAGAAACACAUCAAGUCAAGAUUCAAAGAUUAAAAUCAAACAUAAAAAAGAAGCAUUGGUACAUUUUUGAAGGAUUUGCAAAGCAGGGAAACCUAACACUCCUGAAUGAGAUCUACACAGAGCUCUACAUCACAGAGGGUGGGAAUGGAGAGAUCAGUAAUGAACAUGAAAUUAAAAGGAUUGAAAAAUCAUUGAAGGCUGCAGAAGGAGCAACAAUACCAAUCAAAUGCAAUGACAUCUUUAGACCUUUACCUGGACAAGACAAACCCAUCAGAACUGUGCUGACAAAGGGAGUCGCUGGCAUUGGAAAAACAGUCUCUGUGCAGAAGUUCAUCCUGGACUGGGCUGAAGGGAAAGAGAAUCAGGACGUCCAGCUCAUAUUUCCACUUCCUUUCAGAGAGAUCAAUUUGAUGAAGCACAAAACACUCAGUCUUUCAGAUUUUCUUCAUGUCUUUUUCCCUGAAACAAAAGAAAUGGAAAUAUCUGGAGACAAAUAUAAAGUGUUGUUCAUCUUUGAUGGUCUGGACGAGUGUCGUCUGUCUCUGGAUUUUCAGAGCGAUGUGAGGUUGUGUGAUGUAAGUGAAUCAGCCUCAGUGGACGUGCUGCUGACGAACCUCAUUGUGGGGAAUCUGCUUCCCUCUGCUCUCAUCUGGAUCACCUCCAGACCAGCAGCAGCUGAUCUCGUCCCCUCUGAGUGUGUCCAUCGAGUGACAGAGGUACGAGGUUUCAAUGAGCCACAGAAGGAGGAAUACUUCAGGAAGAGAAUCAGUGAUCAGAGUCUGGCCAAUACAAUCAUCUCACACCUGAAGUCAUCAAGGAGCCUCUACAUCAUGUGCCACAUCCCAGUGUUCUGCUGGAUCUCAGCCGCUGUUCUAGAGAAGAUGUUGAGCGAAGCAGAGAGUGGAGAGAUUCCCAAGACUCUCACUCAAAUGUACACACACUUCCUAAUGGCACAGAUUAGCAUCAAAGAUACAAAGUAUGCUGAGGAGGAGGACAAAGAUAAAGAGAUGAUUUUCAAACUAGGGAAAGUGGCAUACGAGCAACUGAAAAGAGGCAAUGUGAUCUUCUAUGAGGAAGACCUGAGAGAGUGUGGCAUUGAUGUGACAGAAGCAUCAGUGUACUCAGGAUUGUGCACUCAGAUCUUCAGAGAGGAGUUAGGCUGGUAUCAGGGGAAAGUCUUUUGCUUUGUUCAUCUGAGCAUUCAGGAACAUCUAGCAGCUCUAUAUGUGCAUCUCUCCUUCCACAACAGUGGCAAAAGUGUGCUUGAAGCAUGUGAAUCUGAAGCGCCUGUGACAAUGUUGAGCUUACACAAAUGUGCAGUUAAAAGAUCUUUAGAAGUUAUGAAUGGACAUCUCGACCUUUUCCUGCGCUUCCUCAUGGGACUUUCACUGGAGUCAAAUCACAACCUCCUAAAAGGACUUUUGGUGAAGAAGACAGGAAGUUCCCUGGAAAGAGAGAAAACUAUUGAGUAUCUCAAGCAAACGAUAAAAACUAUCCCUUGCUCAGAAAUGACUCUUGUUUUGUUCCACUGUCUGAAUGAACUCAAUGAUCAUUCCCUCAUUAAUGAAAUCCAAAUCUACCUGACCUCUGAAAAAAUAAACAGCGACAGCCUUUCCCCAGAUCUUUGGUCAGCUCUGGUGUAUAUCUUAAUGACAUCUAAUGAGAAGUUCAAUGAGUUUGAACUUUGUAAAUAUGGAAGAUCGGACACGGCUGUGUUCUGGUUGCUUCCUGUGAUCAAGUUGUCGAAAAAGAUCUGGAUGCAUGACUGUAAUAUCACAGAGAAAGGCUGUGCAGUGCUUUCUGCUGUUCUUCCAUCAAUAUCUAAUCUCAGAGAGCUGGACUUGAGCCACAACAACCUGCAGGAUUCUGGAGUGGAAAUACUCUGUAUUGGACUGAAAAGAUCACACUACGACUUAAACAAAUUAAUGAGGAGUCUGGGUUCUCAUGAGUGUGAGCCCAAUCUUAAUUUUGUUGUUCUUCCUACUGCUGGACUACAGGAUACAAACUGUAGGCUGGAAUCACUCAAUCUGAAGGAAUGUGGAGUAACAGAAGCAGGCUGUGUUUUCCUGAGCUCAGCUUUCAGUUUAAAUCCUUCUCAUCUGAAGGUGCUGGACCUGAGCUGGAACAACAUAGGAGACUCAGGAGUGAAACAUCUCUGUGCUGCUCUGGAGAAAUUUCAGUGUGCAUUGGAAACACUAAAACUUUCAACUUGCAAAAUCAACGCGGAAGGUUUUGAAUCUCUGUCUUCAGCUCUGAGGUCAAACACUCAUCUGAGAGAGCUGGACCUGGGCAACAACAGGCCUGGAGAUCAGGGAGUGGAGCUGCUGUCUGCAGUUCUUCGUGAUCAAAACUGUAGACUGAAAACACUGAGGUUGGACAAAUGUGGAGUCACAGAGAAAAGCUGCACUGCUCUGGCUUCAGCUCUCAGCUCACAGACCUCCAGUCUGACUGAUCUGGAUCUGAGUAUUAAUGAUCUACAAGACUCAGGUGUGAAGAAGCUCUGUGUCGGACUGCAGAAUCCUCACUGUAAACUAGAGAGGCUGAGGUUGUACAACUGUAAUGUUACACAUGAAGGUGUGGCGUCACUGACCAAAGCCCUGAAAUCAAAUCCAUCCCACCUGAAAGAGCUUGAUCUGCUUGAGAACGAUCUGGAAGAGACAGACUUGAAUGUGCUCUCCAUGAUACUGGACAAGUCGUCAAAAAAAACAGAAGAAAACAAUGUUUAUAAUAACCCUUUAAAAAAAGAGUGGAAUAACUCAUAAAAUGCAUUCAUACUAAUAUCAUUGCAAAAGAGUAACAUCAUGAACUUAAUGGAAAGGGUUAUGUGGAGAUAUGUGGAUGCUUGAUAAUGAACAUGCAUUUUGAUUCAGGAUACAUAAAGAGUGCCAACUACAAACAAUUUCUUUGAAAUUUUAUUUUAUGAACUAGAUACAAAAAGGUCAUAAAUAAAGCUCAUAAGUUAGGUGCACCUAAAGGUGGAAAUUCAGAAAAUGUGAAAUUAAGAUUUCUCAACCUGUUAUCAAACCGUUCUUAAAUGUACUGCUGUUUUACAAUGUUAAAUUUACUGCAACAUGAAUAUUAUGCUCACUGUGAAAAUUAAAUACAUUCGUUAACAUAUUUUUGUCAUGUCAUGGAAAAAAAAACAGGAAGAAAAUGUUGGAACUCGGAAGCUGUACAUGGAAACGACUGCUGGUAUUAUGUACAUC